Molecule: messenger RNA, 810 nt
Organism: Closterium sp. Naga37s-1
Lineage: Eukaryota; Viridiplantae; Streptophyta; Zygnematophyceae; Desmidiales; Closteriaceae
Source: the annotation of a GenBank genome assembly
AUGUCCCUUCGCCGCCGCGUCCCGCUGCCACGGCUCCUCCUCCUCGCCCUCUCCGCGUCCCUGCUGCUGCUGCUGCUGGCGCCGCGCCUGCCAGCAGCAGCCAGCGCCGCGCUUGCCGCCUCUGCGCAGGGUUCCGCCUCCGCGCAGGGUGCCGCCGCCUCCGCGCAGGAUGAUGCUGCCCCGACAGCUCCCCCGCCCACCGAGUCGCUGUACGCGAUCGCGAUGAGCGCGCUCCGCGCCAAGAGUCUCAUGGAGAGCUCCGCGGGAACCUCCGCGGGAAUCUUGGACAACCCGUCGCCGACUAAGGCGCAGUUCGUGGCGGAGUUGAAGGCGCUCGUUAAGAGGCUCAACGCGCGUGGCUGCAGCAUCUUCGGGAAAGUAGUGCGAACAUUCCUGUCCAGUGCUGAAAAAACUGCUGAUGCCGACUUUGUCUACGCCCCACUCACCUUCCUCGCGCCCACCGACGCGGCCUUCUUCCGAGCCCUCUUCCGUUCGAGACACUCGAUGUCGAGAAAAGUCGCCCUCUUCCACAUACUCGUCGACCUCUACAGCCUAAAGAAGCUGAAAGCAGUGCCGGACAGGAACGGGCUUUUUCCAUUGCUGUUUUUCAGCUCACUCGGGUCAUCGAGCGACAAGUAUGUGCUUGUGAAGCACAGCGUGCGGCCGAACCUGAUUUUUAACCCCGGGACGAAGGUGGCAUUCAGUGCGUGGAAUGCGUCGACGCUGUUCUGGGCGCAGGUGGACACGAGGAGGCUGUUUGAGGGGUCGUUUGUGAAGGCCCACCAGCUGGAUCGUGUGCUUUUGCCCUAG